UAUGUAGUCCAGUGCGAUCGGAGCGUGAGGCAGCAGCGUUGGCCUGGAGACAGAAGCCUCAGAUAACAGAACAUCUGCAGACAAGACCGUCUCAUUACACCUUCUACCUCCAGAGUCUGGGGGUUUGUGUAAUGAGCAGAGGACCAUGGGACAAGAGGGAAGCCACAACGAGGAGAUGGGUCUGGCUCAGAUCCAGGAGCUGUGCAUCGUCUUCAUGAAGGAGUGUCCGAGCGGCGCGCUGCACCUCCACGAGCUGAGGAGGAUCUUCGGGGUCCCGAGCAGCUCCGCAGAGGAGUCGCUCUACAUCGAGACGGUGUUCCACUCCUUUGACACCAACCGGGACAAUGCGCUGGAUUUCCUGGAGUACGUGGCGGCGCUUCACCUGCUCCUCCGGGGGAACCUGGAAGACCGACUCAAGUGGUCGUUCAAGAUGUACGACAAGGACGGCAACGGGAGGUUGGACCGGCAGGAGGUGCAGCGGAUCAUACGGAUAAUUUACAAAAUCAAGCUCCCGACGAGCGACGUCAGCAUGACUCCGUCUGAUAUCUGUGACAGGAUCUUUGAUUUGGUCGACCAGAAUCAGGACGGUCAGAUCUCCUUGUCAGAGUUCAUGGAGGGAGCUCAGCAGGAUGAGUGGGUCAUGAACAUGCUGAAGCUCGACGUCAACGUCACCGGCUGGGUCCUGCAGAACUGUGGCAGAUUACCGUGACCCGCUGGCGUCGGUUCACCGCCCACGUGUCUUUGGUGUGUGAGGCCUCUUCGCUCUGAAACGAGCUCCUGCGACUCGCAGCUGCAGUGAACUUCUUCACAGCUGCAGUUUGACUCCGGUCCAAAGGUUCCAGAGUCGUCGCUGGUCGUGUGGUCCGAGUCGGCAUCGAGCCACGUCUCCGUCUCUGGAGACACAAUACUCACAUAGUGUUUUCUUCAAAUCACUACACUCACUUAUUGUACAUAUAUGUAUAUGUAAUAUACAAACAGUGUUUUUCUUAUUGCAUAUUUUUCCAUAUUGGUUCAGACAUUUAACUAAAGAGGAUUCAAACAUUUACAUUUUAUUAACAUGGUCAAAUGUUUUCUACUCACAGUUUGAGAGUGAUGACGCUAUGACAAAGUACAAAUAUAUAAAACAUUAUAUUGUGCAUAUAUAUGGUUUUACUCAGUUGUGGUGGUUUAAAAUGUUUUAUAUUUCAUUAUUAAAGCAGCAUUCAUUCGUUUUUUUGGCAACAAAACUAUUUAAAACACAAUAUGAAGUUGUUGGAACAAAUGUGUUUGCGAACAGAGCGACACCGACGUUUGUUUGAAAUUGUUUUUCAAGGGUUUUUAAGGCCCAUAAUUCAAAAUCUGCCCCCGGAUGAUGUUCCACUUUCUUCAGCAGCUAUCGCCCCGUUUAGUGCUGGACACAUCUGGACACAUCUGGACACAUCUGGACACAUCUGGACAUCAGACGUGUCACAGACAACAGCUGCCUGCAUCUGGAAACGAGGUUGAUGAGGCGGUGAGAGUCAAACUGAAGCUUAGUAAAUGAUAAUCGGAAGUAGUCACACACUUAACUUCACUAAAAGUAUCAUUACACUUAUGUUAAAAAAUGUACAUUGUAUAGAUUAUAUGAAAACUUGAUUCAGUGGAUCAGGAAGACGGAGACCGUGGAUGUUUAUUACAGGAGCUCAAUAUAUUGAGGAGAUUUGUGGUUCGUGACACAGAUCAACAGGUGGUCAGUGCAUGGUGUCUCUGAGUGUAUUUAUCUCACAAUAAUAUGGUCAUCAAACAGACUGACUGACUGUCUCCAUAGAAACGCUCUGUCUCUGUCUCUGUCUCAGUACAUUUAGGACAAAGGGCCACUCAACAGUCUAAGAGUCUUAGCUUCAGCGUGUGAGCAGCAUGUUACUGUUCAAGCUGCUGCCGGUGGCGAGGCUGGUUUAUAUGUAGAUUCGUCCAUCACCCAGGAUCUAUUCCGCUCGUCCUCUGAGGGGCUGGGAGCUGGAGACAAUCCCAGCUGACGUUGACAGAGGGGCGGGGUUUGUCCUGGACGGACAGGUCGCCCACACCAAUGUGUGUAAGACGUCAGGAGCCACAAAGGUUCAGAACCAAAGGUUCAGUAACAAGAUGAAUCAGUUGACAAACAGUCAAAAUAUUGAAUGACCCCAGACUUACAUGUGGUCACUUUAGAGUGAUGCAGUAUAUUGACUGUUGUUGUUUUAUAAUCUGAAGAAAAGAAAAAUGUUGUAUUUGUUUCAGAUGAAUUUAUU
This is a messenger RNA of Scophthalmus maximus (turbot), 2243 nucleotides long. RefSeq names its product guanylate cyclase activator 1g (gene guca1g). Lineage: Eukaryota; Metazoa; Chordata; Actinopteri; Pleuronectiformes; Scophthalmidae. The transcript has 4 exons. Gene Ontology annotation, cellular component: cone photoreceptor outer segment; photoreceptor inner segment. The coding region runs from base 146 to 709 and encodes 187 amino acids. Gene Ontology annotation, biological process: visual perception. Gene Ontology annotation, molecular function: calcium ion binding; calcium sensitive guanylate cyclase activator activity. The record is from RefSeq and is a predicted model, not a curated record.